Messenger RNA from Osmerus eperlanus (European smelt), 1181 nucleotides. RefSeq lists its product as uncharacterized. The record is from RefSeq and is a predicted model, not a curated record. The transcript is spliced from 6 exons. The coding region runs from base 1 to 774 and encodes 257 amino acids. NCBI's taxonomy places the organism in Eukaryota, Metazoa, Chordata, Actinopteri, Osmeriformes, Osmeridae.
AUGGCCAAGUCAGUAAGAACUGACAUGCUGACUGUCCAUGCUAUGGGGUGGAAUGAACGGAAAGAGAAUGGCCUCCAUAUAGCCUUGUCUUCCAGAUUCAAGAAGACAGUAGAGAAGACUGUGGAUGUAGCUGAGAGCCUGAAGACAAUGCAGGAGCAGUUGCAUUGCUAUCGCAACAAAAGGCGACAGAAAAUAACUCAAAAGAUAGCCCAGGAAAAGAAACGGUUGCUGGAAGACAUCCAGAGAUACAACCAACAGCCUGAUGGUGACCUUGUGGACACAGACUUAGUUGUGCAGAAACUCUCUAACAAAGCUGCAGAGAGCAUGAUCUGGCCUUGGCAGGAACAGAAUACAGACGGUGUGGACAUCCUCACAAAGAAGAAACUCUUUGACCACGUAAUGCUUGCCUCACGACUAAAAGAGGAAAAGCAGAUCCUUGUGAAGGAGAUGCUGCAGCACUGCCAGUACCUCAAGGACUCAGUGGCAAAGGUCCAGACACUGAUGGGCACUGUUUUAGUGAGCACACAGACAGGAAGCUUGCCAAAUGGAUUAACCGAGGAGGGGUCCAAGGGCCUCAUCAGUGCACUAAAGAGGAGACUGCAAGACCUGAGACUCCAACAGCAGACCAUAGCAGGCACCUACAGAUGCACUCUCAAACCAAGUAACAGACUGGUGGAAGAGGAGGACAGGGAAAUGGAGGAAGACAUGGACUGGCAACGUGGCAACAGCUCGGAUGAUGAUGAUAGUGAUGCGGAGCAGGAUUCAGAGAAUUGAACUCAAGUCACUUGGAUUUGAAUCACUCAGUCACAGCUGUAAUCGCCUGAGACCUAACUUGAUAUACUGUGAUGUAUACUAUGUGUUCUCUCCCUUUGAUCUCUACCUGUAAUGGCCCAGGCGAGUCAAUUGCAACAGAGGCUGCCUCCAGAGCAUGACUGCAGCAGAGCACAGAGCAUUAUUUGUAAAUGAGUGGUAGAACAUAACACUUAACUUAUAACAUGGGUGAGUUGGUGACCUAGCUAACGUUUUCGGGUUUUUGUUUUAGAUUCACUGUUAGGUAAGGGAGCGCGCUGGCUCCGCCUUCCCAUUGCGGGGAGGGCCAGCGGCUACCAGGUUUUGGUUUUAUUUUCACUAACUCAGUCUUGUUUUUCUGUUCAAUAAACUUUCAUAUUAUUUUUUACAUA